UGCGCUUUAAUGGUGUGGUUUUCUGCGUAGGUUUCGUUCCUGUGCGUAAAUCCCCCCCUCAGCUGGCGCCGCUGCUACUGCUGCUGGCUGUCAUCCCGUCUGACCGCCUGGAUCUUUUUUUUUUUUUUUUUGGAGAGGGAGAAGUUGGAAAAAGGAGAUGCAAGUGCGAUGAUGGCGCUGCAGCUGAAGAGCGGGGAUGCCGCGUACUAUCACAGUGCCGAAUUCUGCAGAACUUACGCCUCAGCGCCCAUCAGCUACGGGGACAGCAGCCAUUAUCUCACCCGCUUACCAGGUCCAGAGACCAUCCUGAAGCAUCCUUUGAGUCUCUUCAGUCACCCUCAGCAGCCAUUCCAUCAUGUUGAUUCACUGCACCAGCUGGGACCUCCACCAAUGGUGCCUACACAGCCUCUCUGCCCUCCACCCCUCGCCCCUGCUCAAGCUAUUGGCCCCCCUGCUAUGGUUCCCACCCAGUCUUUGGGGCCACCUCCCAUUACUGCCACACACACCUUAAGGCCUCCUCACAUUACCUCAGCACACAGGUUGGUGCCCCCUCCCAUUGCCCAAGUACAGCACCUAGGGCCUCCGCCAAUGGCACACACUUUGGGACCCCCACCUGUAGACCCUGCACAAGUAAUAGUGCCUCCAGCCAUCAACCUCACACAGCCAAUGAGGCCUCUGCCUCAAAACCCUGCUCAAGCACCGGUGCCCCCACCUGUGGUCGCACCUGGAAGUGGCCGAUUCCCUUUCCCUCCAAGUCCACUGUCUUCCCCUCCUGCUCCAGGCCCAGACCCCUCACAACUCCCCUCAAGACCCCCAGUACAUGCCGUUAUCCCGGCUCCAGUAUCUGGUUUCAUCCCUGGUCCUAUAGCAGGUCAACCAGCCCCAGUCAGCGAACAGCCUGAGCAACCCCCGGACGAAGGCUGUCUGCUCGGAAUGGAGGAACACGAGGACUCUUUGGGGCUGGAAGAACUGUGUAAACCAUUGUACUGUAAACUCUGCAACGUUACCCUCAACUCCCCUCAACAGGCACAGGCUCAUUAUCAGGGGAAGAACCACAGUAAAAAGCUGAGAAAUUUCUAUGCUGGCAGUCAACAGCCACCAGCCAUAAGGAUCACCGAGUCCCCGGAGAUGGUUGGACAGGCAGCCCUCAGUUCAGGACCCAGCAACAGCGAUACAGCCAAGCAGGCGCUGUACAAGGGGGCCACCCGAGUCAUUUUGGCCACAGAGAAUGACUACUGCAAGCUGUGUGACGCCUCCUUCAGUUCACCGGCAGUUGCACAGGCACAUUACCAGGGCAAGAACCAUGCCAAAAAGCUGCGCCUUGUCGAGGCUCAGCAAACCAAUAACAUUGAAAGCAGCACUGAAGCAGCUCCACGGAGAAACAGGAAAGACUGCAAUGAGUACAGACUGGUGAAAAACCGCCGCACGCCACAGAUACCUGCUUCAGUACCAGGGCCGUACUACAACCCCAGACCAAGGCAGCGUAUUCCCAGAGACUUGGCCAUGUGUGUGACUCCCAGCGGGCAGUUCUACUGCUCCAUGUGCAACUGUGGAGCCGAACAGGAGACAGACUUCAGACAGCAUUUGGAGAGCAAACAGCAUAAGGCCAAAGUAUCAGAGUUAAGAUACCGAAAUGAGAUGGAGAACAUGGGCUACAGCUAAGACAAAUAAGGACUAGCAGGAAACAGCUGCUGCUCUGUGCCUGACGGGCAGAUUUUGCAACGGGAUACAUGGUCUAAACUCUUAAUUCCUCGUAUCUGGCUACAUAUUGGUAUUACUGCUUCAAUAUUUCAAAACAUAAUUUGAGUUGAUUGAUUGAUUAGGUCUUAAUGUUUUGGUGCCAUUCAUCAAUGAGGACUUUCAGUCAUCCAGGUAGAAGAUACCAAGGCGUUUAAUCAAAAGCAAUUGGAUAUCUUCUUUAGUCUUCAAGAUGUUUUCAACAGUGAGGACAGAUGGUUUGACAGGGGUCUAAAAGAAACCAAGGUGUAAGCCCAAGCAAAGGAGGCAAGUGUUCCAAAGGCAUUAUGACAGGAGUGAAGCCCCUCAGAACAUCUGGAGUUUCAUUUAACCUCCUUUGGGGUAUUGUCGAUAUCUAGGACAAUCUCAACAACGGUCAUAGUAGACUGAGCCACCAUGAUCAGUCCUCUAAAGAGGGAGAUUUGUCUGGGAAUAAAACCCUGCAGCACUGGACAGAAGGCAAAAAAUGACAGGUAC
This is a messenger RNA of Thalassophryne amazonica, 2214 nucleotides long. RefSeq names its product zinc finger, matrin-type 3 (gene zmat3). NCBI's taxonomy places the organism in Eukaryota, Metazoa, Chordata, Actinopteri, Batrachoidiformes, Batrachoididae. Bases 169 to 1662 code for a protein of 497 amino acids. Gene Ontology annotation, molecular function: zinc ion binding; nucleic acid binding. The record is from RefSeq and is a predicted model, not a curated record. The transcript has 6 exons.